Sus scrofa (pig) is the source of this 8675-nucleotide messenger RNA. RefSeq names its product cell division cycle associated 2 (gene CDCA2). The record is from RefSeq and is a predicted model, not a curated record. Gene Ontology annotation, biological process: regulation of mitotic nuclear division; regulation of chromosome segregation. Gene Ontology annotation, cellular component: chromosome; nucleus. NCBI's taxonomy places the organism in Eukaryota, Metazoa, Chordata, Mammalia, Artiodactyla, Suidae.
CAGCCAAUCGUCGCGCUGCACUGGGCGGGCUCUUACUAACCCAACCCAGGUGGAAGGAGGGAACAGAGACUGCUGUCUAGCCUACGGAGAAGGGUUAUCGGCCAAUCAGAGCUGAACCAGGAGCCAAGCGGCGGCUCAAAGCGUUACUGAGCAGGCGCAAAGCCAAGACCAGGUAGAGCUCAUCUGCAUACAGAGGCGGAGGUUGAUGGAAGGAGGCGGAGCGCUGAAAGCGAGCCACACCAGUCAGCGCCUUCCUAUUGUAACCCCUCCCACUCUGUCAGCGCACACAGGAAACGGCUGCCGUCGAGACUGGCUGAUUGGGUAAGAGCAGCCGACUGUUCUGUCAGGAUUGGCCCAAUGAUUCUUUUCGAAGUUUGCAGCAUCCAAUCGGAAGAGCGGGAACUAAGCUACAAGCCAUAACCGAAGGCUUCCUCCGCGAGACUCUCAAGAAAGUAGUCUCCACGGACGGAGGUCAAUCGCUGGUUUCCCUGGUCACUGUGUCACUGCAGCUAGCGGUGAUGUCCCUCCGAGCUCACGAAGCCACACCUGUUCCUGGGACGGCGAGGUGAAGACCUGGGAGCCUUCGGGGUGAGCGUGCACACGUGCGGAUGGCGGCGGCGUAGAGAUUCGCAGAGCAACGCCGGGACGACGAGGAGGCGGGGCUGGCGAUUUGAAUCGGGCGGCGGGCCGCGGCCGGGUGGAGGGGAGGGUUCAGGUUUACGCCGGCUCUGGGGAUCCGAGCGUCGGCGGCGGGGGACGAGGUAGCCUCCUCGCUGCUGGUUUGGCGGCCGACAGUUGCUUUCUCGAGCGAACCCUUCAGGACCAAAGAGCCGAAGUCUAGAGCGCACGACACUCAUCGGUGGAGCGCUCAAAAUAAACCCGACCGGAGGAGAGCGGAGCUGCGGGCGCGAAAGAUGGAUGCUAGUUCGAAAGACAGCGAGCCCCUUGAAACCAAGGAGUCUGCUUUUAACGCUGAAAAUACUUCUUUCAUAUUGGGAAAUGGGAAGCUUGUCACGCCUCAGAAGCACUCAGCUGAAGUGACUCCUAAUCGUUGUACAUCAGAUACUUUUAAAUCGCCUUUAAACUUUUCCACAGUAACUGUGGAGCAAUUGGGAAUUACACCUGAAAGCUUUGUAAAGAACUCCUCAGGAAAGUCGUCAUCCUACCUUAAAAAAGCCAGACGACGCUCUACAGUUGGUGUUCGGGGCUCCCCUGAAACAAACCAUCUGAUUCGUUUCAUUGCCCAGCAGCGGAGUUUAAAGAAUGCUUCUUCAACCAGGAAUUCCCCUUUUCAGGGCAGCCCUGUUCUGUAUCGAAAUGUUCAUUCUUUAAGAGAGCAAAUAUCUGCCUUCCAGUCAGCUUUUCACUCCAUAAAGGAAAACGAGAAAAUGACGGACGGUUCUGAAUUCCCAGAGGAGGAAGGAGUGUUCAAGACCAUGGGCUCGACCAAGAAGGCAAGUCUUGGUGAGUGUCAGCUGUCCGAGUUCCCUGCGAAGCUGACAUCCAAGCGUCGGAGGUUGUCCUCUCUGAGGGGCUCUGAUGGGAAUCUUCCGAGGAGCUUGGUCUCAGGAUACUCAACACUGCGCCUUUCCCACACAGAUGGAACGUGUGCUCUCGAAACCUCUGCAACUCUCUCUAAGAAGUCUUCUGAAUCUGGUUUAAUGCCACAGUCUGGAUGUUCAGUUGAAGAGUCCACUCUACUUUCAGAGCUCACAGAGGCUUCAAGUGGAAUCCAGAUUACUGACUCUGCCGAGGGCACAGGAUCCAGUGAUGCUGUUUCAUUUGACAAAUUGACAGAAUUGAGCGGGGACAGGGCUCCCGACGCCAGAUCACUGGUGACCCCGCUGGGCCAGAGGGACAUUCCAUCCUCUGAGACCGUUGUGCUCCGUUCUGUGCUGAAGAAACCCUCUGCUAAGCUGUGUCUAGAAAGCCUGCAGGAACACCGUGACAACCUCUCUGAUGAUGGAAUACUCCCAAGCUUAAUCUCAAAUCUUGCAAACUGUUGCAGAGAACAAAAAGAAGAGGGUCAAGAAAAUUGUAAAGUACCGGCCUUUCUAAAUAUGAGGAAGAGGAAGAGAGUUACUUUUGGAGAGGACCUGAGCCCUGAAGUGUUUGAUGAAUCUCUGCCAGCAAACACCCCAUUACGUAAGGGAGAAACACCUGUUCGUAAAAGGGAGUUAAGCAGCCUCAGUCCCCUGCUACUCGACCAGUCACAAGUUCCUGAGCGGUUACCUCAACCAAAUUUUGAUGACAAGGGAGAGAAUCUUGAAAACAUAGAACCUCUUCAGGUAUCAUUUGCAGUUCUGAGUCUUGGUAAAUCUUCCAUCUCAGAAACUCUUUCAGGCACUGAUGCCUUUGCCUCUUCAAAUAACCACGAGAAAAUAGCUUCCCAUAAAGCUGGCAGAGCAACGCGGACCUCUAACAGAAGAAGCCAGUUGAUCAGUUUUUCAGAAGAGAGUGUUUGCAACUUAUUUAACACAGAAGCUCAGCCUCGUAAAGAAAAGAAAAUCAAUAGGAGGAAGUCUCAAGAAAGCAAGGGCACAGAGAGAGCACAGCCUAGAAAGAAUCAGGUUUUGAAAGGUUGCAGAAAGAAGAAAGCCAAGGGAAAGAAGAAAAGUGUUGCAAAGUCUUUAUAUGGGGAAAGAGACAUUGCUUCUAAGAAGCCGCUCCUGAGUCCUAUUCCUGAGCUUCCCGAGGUCUCUGAGAUGACACCGUCUGUUCCAGGCGUCCCAAGGAUGUGCUCAGAUGAUUUCAAUUCAAAUGGUGAACUUGAAGAAGUCAAGCUUCCUAAGGGGAAGAAUCUUUUGCCUCAGAAUCCAGAAGAUUUGCAGCUGAUUCAUGGCUUUAAUAAAUACAAUGGGUCUGAAUUCUGCUGCUCUUACAUGAAAUGUUCCUCAUCUCUUAUUAAUGCUCCUUUUGAUCAAGAUUCAAGUACAAAUGUUAUAGAAAUUGAUGAAAACAGAAGUAUUCCAAAAGCAGCAAUUAAAUUAGAAAGUGAAAACGAACUAAAAAGUGAGACUGAGAGUAAAAACAGACAUAUUUCCUGUGCUUCUGUGACUGAAACGCCCCCCAUUGUUUCAGAUAUUCCAAAACUUGAUUUUACCCUACAGUCUCAAGAACUUUCUACUGCUGGUCAAAAUGUGGAAAACCUCUUUCAGAUCUUUAAAAUUUCAGAGGAUAUAAACAGCAAGUGUGAAAAACAGGAUAGUUUCUCAGGCAUUCCAGAAGGAAAACUGCAGAUCAAGUGUUUAAUGCCUGACUCACAGAAAGAAUGUGAUUAUUCAGAAGAUCUCUUAAUUGACAACAUAAAAGAAAGUACAACUCCAGGUGCGGAUGGGGGAGGAAGCUUCACUGAAUGUAGUAAAGGUGUGGGUUACAGAGAAAGGAAACAUAGAAGAUCCACCGUGGGUUGUUCUGAUGGGCAGUAUUCAUACCCGGAAAAAAUGAGAAAUCCCAAAGCUUCCUCUGGUGUGAGCAGCUCUGUGGGCAUUAGUUUAGAAAAUUCUGAACUAUAUAAAGAUUUAUCCGACGCCAUUGAGCAAACCUUCCAGAGAACAAAGAGUGAAACAAAAGUAAGACGCAGCACAAGGCUACAAAAAGGUUUGGAAAGCGAAGGGCUUGUGUGGAUUUCACUUCCAGCGCCUCCGGCUUCCUGCACCUCCCAGAGAAGCAAGAGGAGAACAAUAGGUACGUUUGACAGCCUAGGGUUUGAGAGCCUGUCCUCCAGGCAGAACCCUUGCGAGCUUCCCACCACAUCAGGCCAAGAGAACCGCGAGGGCUUUGCUGCUGCUGCUGCUGCUUCUCCUGCCAGUUUGCCUGGGAGGAGGAGGAAGAGCUUUUGUACAUCCACACUUGCAGAUACUAAAAACACCACCCAGUCAAAAGGCUACAAAAGAAGAACCUUUCUCCACCAGAAGGGAGAGAAAGCUCUCCAAGCGUUUGAGAGAAUCGGACCAAUAGGAGACCGGAAGCAGUAACUGACAUUUCCUGCAGAACAGAACGUUUGGCGAGAGGGAGAGGGAAGGUAACCAACCAUCCAUGCCUGAAAGAUUCUUUCAUUCCAAUUCCCAUUCUUUGUUCAACCUCAGUGUUUUAAAAGUUUCAAAUAAAUCAUUUGAGUUGAACCUACUUUUAAGUAGAAAUAAGUGAGUUUUUUCAUCAUUCAAAAAGGAACCAUUCUAGGAGUUCCCUGGUGGCUCAUCAGGUUAAGGGGGACCCAGCGUUGUCACUGCCGCAGCUCAGGUUGGUGUUGUGGUGCGGUUUCGAUCCAUAUGUUCAACCCCCAAAUGGUAAAUGCUUUAUUGAUAUUUCUGUUAAGGAUUGUUUUCAGAACCAGCAAUGUGUCUCUUAUGUUCUAUUUCAUGUUAAUACAUAUUUACCGCUGGAGGUUUAGAGUUUCUGUUGUAAAAAAUCAUCUUUUAGAUUUGACUUGUUAUAUCUGGAUGAGGAGAGUGUUUGUUUUUGAAACAAAUUGAUAGAAUUAAUGUAACUAUGAAAAUUGAGGGUAAUACACAGUUGACAAUUGUUAAAGAAAAGGGAGGGAGAUGUAUUUUUAUUUUACAACAUUCCCACUAAAAACUGGUCAAAAAUUUUAACAACUAGGAGAGAUGGAAACGAUGAAACUUGUUUUUCCCUUUUUGAGCUAAAGAGAAACUUUAACAACUUGGUUUAUCUGUCUGAAAUAAAAAUUUUAAUAGAUUAAAAUCAAAUCUGCAACAUGGGAUUUUUGGAAAAUUCUGCCAAUAACCAGAAUAUUGCAAAUCCAUUUUGCAGAAUGAAUAUAUAAUUUAUAAAUAAUAUGAAAGCAUUUUGACCUUCAAGAUUCUUGUAUAUUUUGCGAGAUAGGAAGUAGAGGAUUGAUUUUUGGUGAAAAUAUCAACAGCCCGGUUGAAGACUCAUGUCCCAGAUUAUUCAAAUCAGUCAUAGGUAAUUUAGGAUCAUGGGUCUCCAUUAAGAAAAAGGAAAAAAAAUUUUUUUUGAAUCCAGAAACUCACUUAAAGAGCCCUAGAAAAUUGGUUUACUAACAUGAAGCACAGUGGGAGGCCGCUGAUUUCUUUUUUAACAUGGCAUUGUCCAGCCUUUCUAACUUUUUAAUUUCACGAUGCCAAGUACUAUGCCUUGUUUUGGUUUUUCAGUUAAGCUUCAGCAAUAUAUCCUAUCCCUGUUUGGGGGACCAGAGUUUGAAAAUCUAAAUGGCUAUCUAUCUGGAAUUUGUGACCGCACAUAAAUCACGGUAUCAUUAAACAAUUGUCUUUGAAAUCCUUUAAAUCAUUAAACUCUCCCUCUCCAUGAUAGCAGAAACAUGUUAACAAAUAGAGCUCUCUAUAAAUAACACAACAGGGAAGAAAGCUCCCGCUGAGCGUCCAUUUCCCCCGCCUUGGAGAGAGACUAUUUGUUACCUUCUUGGCACCAAUAGGUCUGGAACUCCUGCUGCUAAGGACUAAUGUAUUUUACAUUAACACUCAAAGUGAUCCCCAAUUUCUUCUGCGAAAGGGUGGAUUGUUUCAAAAAUUCUUUUAUGUUUCCACGUAAAAUUAUUUAUGGACUGCCCCCGCCCCAUUUAUAGUUUGUUAUAGUUGACCAAUGUCUACCACUAAAAAACCAAAAAAAAAAAAAAAAAAAAAAAUUCUUACGGAGCUCUUUGGUUUUGGAAAUUUAAAAAGGAAAAAAAAACUUACAGAAACAUGCAAUGUUAGAAGGUUUUGUUUUCAAACUUUUUUUUGUUCUCCUUUGUUUAAUAGGAAGACUUAAAUUAUUUUCUCCCCUUUUUACAAUUGUAUUUGAAUUUUCAGAAUUUUGUGUGUUUUAGUUCUCAAAAAGUGCUAACGAGGAUGAAGGAAACAUUUUGGUCCUUGGGGGGUUUUUUUGCUUGUGAUUUUGGUUUUUUUGGCUCGACUUUUUCAAAUUGUGAAAUUGUUCUCAUUUUCUAGCACCUACAGGUAAAAAUAUGAACACUUCACAAGUUCUAUUUGUUUCAAAGUAUUUCGCUGUGAAUAUUGUUGAUAUCUGUAAAUAAGAAAUAGGCUGUUUUCCUAAAAGGAACAAAUCUGAGAAACCGAAACAACUUGGAGGUAAUGUUAUCCACUGAGGAUAUUCAUUUGUAUCAUAAAAUUUGUAAAAAAUUUGUAAAAAGUUAAUGAUUUCUGUAUUUCAUCCUGCUUGCUUGUUUUUAACUGUUUCUUUUCAUUCAUGGUUAAAUCAGAAACUUGCCUUAUCUUUUUUACAGCAGUUAGUGGUGACAUUUUGCCUUAGAAUGGCUUUUACUUCUCCUUUCUUGCUCCAGUAGAUUCUCGUUUGUUCCAGAAGAUGGCAGUAUGGUAUCUGAAAUUUUUCCAUCCUGCAUGCACCUCCUUAAGCAGGGCAGCUCUUUACUAUUGUUUAUGGAUGCUUCCCCUUAACUUUUGUUGUCACUCACUUUUAUUACAAAAGUAAUAUUUCUACUGUUGAAGAAAGUGGAGAACUGUGCAAAAUUAAAAACUGUAUUCCCCCCACCUAAUGCAGAGCAUCCUGCAACCACACCUUUCUUGACCUUUCCAGGUGUCAGCACUGUUAACAGCCAGCAAACCUCUUCCAGACCCUUCACCUAUGUAAACAUAGGUUUUGUAUUUUUAUAAUGGGAUCACUCUGUGUGCCAUUUUGUGACUUAAAAUCUUUUUUCAUCAAAAUACUGUGAAUAUCCUCAGUGUUUUUAUGGAGAGCCUUAGUGCUACUGCAGUCCUUUUAACCCCUGCAUAGAAUUAUACUCUUUGGUAUCUAUUAUGUAGUUAAGCCGUCUUCUUGCUAAUGGAUGCUAGCUGUCUCCAGUUUUUUUGUAGUUGAAAAUUAUGCCAAGAGUUCCUGCUGGGGCUCAGUGGGUUAAGAAUCCAACUGUAGCAGCUUGGGUCCCUGCAGAGGUGCGAGUUUGAUCCCUGGCCCAGCACAGUGGGUUAAAGGAUCCUGCAUUGUUGCAGCUGUGGCAUAGGUUGUAGCUGUAGCUCGGAUUCAAUCCCCAGCCUGGCAACUCCCAUAUGCUGUGGGUGUGGCUAUUAAAAAAGAAAAUUAUGCCAUCCUGGACUGGGGUGCAAAUGUAAGAUUAAUUCCUUGAAAUUAAAAUUAAAUGGUUGCCAUGUUCUUUCCUCUAGAUUUCCCCUGGCAAAAUUCCUUUAUAAAGAUUUUGGCCUCUUUGCCUUCUUUCUGUCCACUGUAUUUUUCCUCUGCCAUUUAAUGCCAGGUUGCUUCCACUCUCUCUCACUACUCCGCCCUUACACUUACGCUGUAGAAUUGAAGGGGAGGCUUAAUUUUGGCAUAACAAGAAGGAAAUAAUUAACAGUGCCUGAUGUGUGCUUUAGAUUGAAAGAGCUUUUCUUUUUUUCCUUUUCCUUUUAAAGUCAGGUUUAUUGAGGUAUAAAUCGCCUGUGGUAAAGUUUACCCUUUUUAAAGGAAUUUUGGCCAAUUCAUGUAGUCCUAUAACCACAACCACAGUCAAGUGAGAGAACAUUCUCAUCACCUGAAAGAAGUUUCCCUCCUGCCUCUUUGCAGUCAGUCCUGUCUCCCCCAACCCUAGCCCCUCCCAAUCACUCAUCCGAUUUCUGUCCUUGUAGUCUUGCCUUUUCCAGAAUGUCAUAUAAACGGGACCAAUAUGAUGUUUAUCCUUUUGCAUCUGCGUUUUUAAACAUAAUGCUUUUGAGAUUCAUCCAUUUUGUGUAAGUAGUUGAUUCUUGUUUUUUGCCACGUAGUAUUCCACUUCAUGCAUGUACCACAGUUUAUCCAUUCACCACUUGAUGGAUGUUUGGAUUGUUUCCAUUUUGGGGCUAUUACAAAUAAAGCUGCUCUAAACAUUCACCUGUGGAUCUUUUUUUUAAUAGAUAAUGUGUUUUCAUUUAUCUUGAAUAAAUACCUAGAAUUGGAAUUCCUGGGACAUGUGGCUGGGGUAUGUUUAAGUUUUUAAGAAACUGCCAAGCUUUCCCUUAGCAACUGCACCAUUUUACGCCUCACCUGCAACACAUUGUUUCAGUUGUUCCACAUUUUUAUCAUCACAAGGUGUUUCUAGUAGGUAUGCGGUGGUAUCUCAUUGUUUGAUGAUGGUCAAUGAUGUACAUCUUUUCCUGUGCUUACUUUCUAUUCUUAUAUCUCUUUUUUGAAGUGUCUAUUCAAACCUCUUGCCCAUGUUAUCUUUUGUUGUUAUUCUUAUUACUGAGUUGAAAAAGUUCUUUGUAUGCUUGGAUAUAGUCCUUCAUUAGAUAGGUAUCUUGCAAAUAUUUUUUUCCCAGUCUGUGGUUUGUCUUAUUUUCUCUUAGCCGUGUCUUUUGAAAAGAAGGUUUAAUUUUGAUGUAACCUAGUUUAUCAAUUUUUUUUUCUUUAGUGGAGCAUACUUUUGUGUCCUAACUAGGAAAUCUUUGAUGGAUUCGAGGGUAUAAAGAUUUUCUUCUAGAAGUUUUAUAGUUUUGGCUCUCAGGUGUUAGAUCCACUUUGAGUUAAUUUUUGUAUACUGUGUAAGAUGAGGGUCCUUUUAAAAAAAUGAAAAUCAGCACCAUUUGUUGGAAAAAUUUUAUAUUCCUUCUUGAAUUUCAGUGGCACUUCAGUUGAACUUAUAUAUGUUUAGGUCUAUUUCUGGACCUUAUUGUAUUCCAUCUAUAUGUCUGUUCUUAAAUCAACAUCAUACCAUCUUGAUUACUGUAAUAAAGCUUUUUUUCCCC